UUUUUCACCUUGCCUAUCGAUGUUCUCUUCACAACUCUGAAUCAUUUAUUUCACCGCGUGAUACUUGAAACAAGCGCUAGUUUGAUAGAAGCUAUUACCCAGCUCUGGUUAUUUCUUGUCGAUGACUGCGUGGCUUCUGGCCAUCUACCCAUAGACUGUUUGGUACUUGCAUGUGUAGGGCACGCCAAUUUUUGGCUUUGUCAGGCAAUGCAGCCCAGCCGCAUGGCAUUCCCUUCUCAUCUCAUCAACAUGCAUAACUAUCCAUCUGGAGAGAUGACCUUAAAUGGUCGGUCAGACAAUACUACCGUGACUAAUCCAAAACUUCUCGACUCGGAGACUGAUAAGCAUAUAGGCCAAUUAUCGGCUCCAUUAGAUCUCGAGGUAAGCCCAAUUGUUGCUUUUUGUUGA
Molecule: messenger RNA, 408 nt
Organism: Protopolystoma xenopodis
Lineage: Eukaryota; Metazoa; Platyhelminthes; Monogenea; Polystomatidea; Polystomatidae
Source: the annotation of a GenBank genome assembly